GCAGCAGCCACUUCUUUCCUGUCUGUCUGUCUGUCUCCUUCUCUCCCUUUCUUAAGCAGCCCACCAGCAAACCAACAUGCCUCCAAAGAAGCCCGAACCUAAGAAGGCCGAACCUAAGAAGGAAGAACCCAAACCAGCACCUAAACCAGCAGAACCAGAACCCAAAAAAGAAGUUGAGUUUAACCCAGCUUCUAUUAAAGUUGAAUUCACCCCUGAUCAGAUUGAAGAAUUUAAGGAAGCAUUCUCACUCUUCGACCGGACUCCUAAAUCUGAGAUGAAAAUCACAUAUGCACAGUGUGGAGAUGUCUUGAGAGCUUUGGGGCAGAAUCCAACCCAGGCUGAGGUCAUGAAAGUGCUUGGCAGACCCAAACCAGAAGACAUGAACUCAAAGAUGAUCGACUUUGAGACCUUCCUGCCCAUGCUCCAGCAUAUUGCCAAGACGAAAGACACAGGCACAUAUGAGGACUUUGUGGAGGGUCUGCGUGUCUUUGACAAGGAGGGAAAUGGAACGGUGAUGGGGGCUGAACUCCGCCAUGUUUUGGCUACACUGGGGGAGAGGUUGACUGAAGAGGAAGUUGAUAAGCUAAUGGCUGGUCAGGAAGAUGCCAAUGGUUGCAUCAACUAUGAAGCUUUUGUGAAACAUAUCAUGGCUAACUGAAUGCCAGGACAAGAUAGGCGCCGAGAACCCCAGAUGCUGGCCUUGGAUUUUGAUGUCAUGGAAUGUCUUCUCAUUUUUCAUCCCAGAUUCCCA
Phaethon lepturus (White-tailed tropicbird) is the source of this 751-nucleotide messenger RNA. It is a transcript of the gene MYL3, whose product is annotated as myosin, light chain 3, alkali; ventricular, skeletal, slow. NCBI's taxonomy places the organism in Eukaryota, Metazoa, Chordata, Aves, Phaethontiformes, Phaethontidae. Gene Ontology annotation, cellular component: myosin II complex. The record is from RefSeq and is a predicted model, not a curated record. The transcript is spliced from 7 exons. Gene Ontology annotation, molecular function: calcium ion binding. Bases 77 to 658 code for a protein of 193 amino acids.